This is a messenger RNA of Exserohilum turcica Et28A, 486 nucleotides long. RefSeq lists its product as uncharacterized. The record is from RefSeq and is a predicted model, not a curated record. NCBI's taxonomy places the organism in Eukaryota, Fungi, Ascomycota, Dothideomycetes, Pleosporales, Pleosporaceae. The transcript has a single exon. The coding region runs from base 1 to 486 and encodes 161 amino acids.
AUGGACGGCAGUGUAGUCGUGCAUCUGCUCCUCCUCCUCCUCCUCCAUGGUGGCGUCGCCAGUGCGAAUAACACUUGCUGGCCCUUUCUCCUGGCCCCUACCAGCCGUUGCUGUGUCUUUGACAUGUCGCUGUGCGGACCGAAGAGAGGGCCAUUCCAUUGCCUUGUCGCCACCCCCAAGCAAGUAGGCUGGAGUUUAAUUAAGCCUGCGUUUGCCGAGCCUGAGAAAGACGUCUCUAUCCGCUUGGGGGCCUACACGUAUCCGGCUCGCAGGGAGCAUGUGACUAUCCUGGACAACGAGGAGCCUCGGUCUGCCGUCGGGCGGUGCCUGAUGCUGAUAACUGUGUGUGGGUACGUGCCAUCUGUCUGUCAGAACAAGUCGGACGGUAGAAGACGUGUAGAAACAGGGGGAAGCGAAAACCUAACGGCAUCGAGUAAAAGGUGGCCCUUCGUCGCCCUACCCAUGGCCAAGCGAGAAACAGCCUGA